Messenger RNA from Epinephelus moara (kelp grouper), 3666 nucleotides. RefSeq names its product caveolae associated protein 4a (gene cavin4a). The record is from RefSeq and is a predicted model, not a curated record. The transcript has 2 exons. Gene Ontology annotation, cellular component: cytoplasm; caveola. Lineage: Eukaryota; Metazoa; Chordata; Actinopteri; Perciformes; Serranidae. The coding region runs from base 191 to 1195 and encodes 334 amino acids. Gene Ontology annotation, biological process: regulation of gene expression.
GUGGAGUUUGUCCUCUCUCCUGUCCCCAGACCUGAGUUUGGGUCACAGCGGUUGGGUGUUGCCACUCUCCGGUCUCCCUGCUGGUAACUCCAACAGUCCUGGUCCCCUUCCCCAAACUAAACCACACAUCUGCAACUUUUAAGCAACAAAUUCAAAGUGAGAGAUCUUCCCUAAUCAUCAAAACCCUGCAAUGGAUCAGCACAAGUAUCGCACGGCGGGCGUCCAGGAGAAGCUGGAGAUCAUCGGGGUGGAAGACGAGGCAGGGAAUCCCAUCAGUGCCCUGACCAUCCUGUCUUUGCUGGAGCGUGUGGCCGGCAUCAUCGACAACGUCCAGUCCUGCCAGCAGCGUAUGGAGGAGCGUCAGCUGGACCUGGAGAACAACAUCAAGACCAUCCAGGGCGACGUCCUCAAACUGGCCAAGGACCACACCGACACCAGUGGCACGGUGGAGAAGCUCCUGCAGAAGACCCGCAAGGUCAGCGCCAACGUCAAGGAGGUCCGGACACGCGUUGAGAAGCAAAACGUCCGCGUCAAGAAGGUAGAAUCGACGCAGGAUGAGCUGCUCACCCGCAACAAGUUCCGCGUUGUCAUCUAUCAGGGUGAGACCGAGGUCCCGUCAGUGGCCGUCACUAAGUCUCCCAAAGGAUCUGGCCUGGAUGGGCUGGAGAUCGAGCCUGACUCCUACGACAUCCCAGUCGACCUCUCCUCUGACGAAGAGUACCUGAGCGUGGAGGAGGCUGACCCCUCGAGAGCGGCCCGCAUCAAGAAGUCAAUGGCGAAGGGCACAGAGAACCUGAAGGCCGCCUUCUCAAGGGAGAACAUGACCAAAACCAAAGACAACCUGGGCACCAAGUUCCACAACCUGGGCGAGAAGGUCAUGCCACCCGAGCGGAGGGACAAGAUGCACCAAGCUGGCGAGCGGCUGAAGCAGUCUGGCGAGCGGCUGAAGGAGAACAUCGCCAAGAAGGCUCCGAAUAAAGAGACCUUCCGCAUCAAACUGAAGAAGGAGAGAGCCGUUGCCGAGGGCCAGGAGGGCGCAGAGGCUGAGGCCGAGGCAGGGGCCGAGCUCCACAUCAAGGCCCCGACCGCAGACAAGCCAGUCGCCUACACUGAGGUCGCCAUGGAAACCAAGCGGGAGGGGCCAGUGGAGGAGGUUGGUGCCACCCGGAUAGGAGAAGAGGAUUACAGGAAGUAGACCAGACAUCAGAUCAUGAAGAGGAGGUGGAACAUCGGAGGAAGCUCAUAAUGCUGCGGAUUUAGAGAAGAAGGUCUGUGAUUGGUCGACAUCGAUGAUGGACAUUUUUCAUUGCCGGAACGUAUUAAAAAAGGAGAAGUUCUUGAGAUGCGUAUUGGUACUGACCCCAAAAACUCGUCAGAAUACCUACUGGUUAUUUAUUAAAUCUAUGUCAGGGUGUUUGAUUCAAGUCUAGUCAGUCUGUCAUCUGUUGACAGUUUUUAAGAACGAUAUGAUUUAAACAACUUGACGUGAAUGUAAGAAUCUUUAUUUCCAGUGCUCUAAAAAGAAAAAUCAGGUUUAGAAUUUGUUACAUUAUUUGUGAGUCCAAAAUUCAGCGAGAUCGCCGUGAGGUUGUGCUGUGAUUAGUUACCAUGGUUACAGGUUUGUUUGCAGGAUAACUGGAAGGAAAAGAAACGGUAGAUAAAGGAUGAUGAAUGUUGAUCUGAAGUUCGUGUAUUGCUCUUUUAUCUGGAUGUACAUAUGUUGUUGUACAUACUGCCAAAACUGGGGAGGUGAAAUCUGGUCGGUGCAGGUCUCAGCUGGUCUCUGAGAUGCCUGGUGAGGAAAUAAAAAUUAGAUUAAUUCAGCGUCAGACUGGUUUCUGUAUGCAAAACAGUGGGAAGAAGAUGAAGUUAGAGCAAACUUUGAGGUGCUUAAAAGGUCCAGUGUGCAGGAUUUAGGGGGAUAUACUGGUAGAAAUGGAAUAUAAUAUAAUAAGUAUGUUUCCUUUAGUGUGUAAUCACCUGAAAAUAAGAAUCAUUGUGUUUUCGUUACCUUAGAAUGAGCCGUUUAUAUCAACAUAGGGAGCAGGUCCUCGUCUACAGAGAUCCCCAUGUUGCACCACCAUGUUUCUACAGUAGCCCUGAACAGACAAAGCAAACACUGGCUCCAGGUAAGGCCUUUCGGGUUUUUGCGAUGGCCACCGUAGUAAGGAGCCCCUCCGAGACCAGAGCGCCAGAAAAACACACAUUUCUUCAAUGUUUUUACAAGUUUAAACAACCAAGGUUUAUUCAGCUCCCGGUAAAAACCUCCUGAAUGUCUGGAUCUUAAGUUAUCUGAGAAAAUAGGUGAGCAAAACUUAGCAGGUGCUGGGCUAGUGGGCCGUCUCCGACAUGCCCCAAUCAGCAUCACCUGGUCUGUUAGUUUGGAGAGGAGGAGACCUCUGUGGAUAAUUCAGCUCCCUGAAAAAAUUCUAAGCAAAAGUUUAAGGUGGUUGCAAUCUGCAAUCCUCACCACUAGAUGCCACUAAAUCCCCCUAAAGCUCACACACUGGACCUUUAAAAGCAGCAUCAUUUAUGGCUUAGACAGACAUUAAAGCUGCACCAGGCAAAGAGAUUUAACUCAGCUUUGGGACUUGCUGCUGCUUACAGGCUGACUUUGUUCAAAUGUCAAUGAAAACUGGAUUCACCGGCUAGCACUGACACGACUGCAUUCUCUUUAACGCCUUCAUUUUCACCUUAAAUUCGACUAACCUUUAGUGUGUUUUAUAUCGUAUAUUUUAGGUUUCCCCUGACAGAAAAAUCACGACUCCAUAUUCAGCAUCUGUGCUGCAUCACACAAAUUUCCCCCAAAUUCAUCCUGACACAUUUGGUAUCUUUGUAAAAUCUUUGUCCAGUGCAGCUUUAAGUUUGAUUGAGCAGCACAAACAGUCGUGAUAAAAACUUUGCAUGAACUUUACAGCAGCGCAGUCCUUUAUAGCUAGCUGUGACGCAGACCUUAUAAUGAUUGACGUAUUAUACACUGUAAUUACUGUUCUGAAAGAGAAUGUUGUGGGUUUAAGGCGGUCUGAGUUGAUGUGUUGGCGGCUUCAAAGCUUUGUGAGCACUGCUGAAUUUUGGCAUAUGAAUGUUUUAAUUUUAUUUGUCCAGUUUUGCUGCUUGAUAUUGAUAUUUUCUUUUGAGUUCAGUGAGUGCACUGGCUGUCUUCUCCUGGAGUGAUAAAUGAGGUCACAUCUGUCAUCAGGAUGAUUUCAGGAUGUUCAGUCACUCUUCGUAUUUUCUGUAGAAGCUUAGCUUAUAUAAUGCUGCUAUAUAUUAGUACAGUGUCUUAUUCUGAAAAAUACACUUCCUGUAUAGCUUUAAACUUCUGCUUCAUUUCACAACCUGCUGUAUUUAUGUUCCUGGUGAGUGAAACUGUGUUGAUGUGAUGUGAUUGAUUUGGUUUGAACAUUUUGAAUAAGGUUUCAUCUCUUGCAUAUAUUAUCCUUUUUUCAUUUUUUGAUUACAGCUCAGUUUCCAUAUUGUGUUUUGUUGUCAUUUUUACAGUCACCUCAGUCCAGUGUUAAUGCUUUCCAAUGAAGAACAGCUGAUUGAGGACUUGUGUUGUUGUUUUGGCCUGUACUGUAUAAGCAGCACCAGACAUGAAUCAUUUUGUUUUUGUAUAAAUAAAGUUCUCAUGAAACCUGUAUGCUGGAUUAACAAAAAACAGAA